AUGGGCAAGCCCGGCACUCGUCGGCAGACGAAGAAGCCAAAAGUGGAUGCCGGCGAGCAGACCGAGGCGGACACGGCCAAAGAAAAGAAGCCGCAACAACCCCGUGCACAGUCGACCGGGGCCGCCGACAAGUCGCGCCAUCGCGCCACCAAGGUCCCAUCCGAGGGCCCGGCCACCGGACGCACCGCGUCCGAACACGCAGACCCGAACAGCGAGGACGAGACGCAGAAGCAGAAGCGGAACCAGAGCGUUCGCGCUCAAAAGAAGGUGCUAUUUCCGGUAGUGGAUGCCGGCGAGCAGACCGAGGCGGACACGGCCAAAGAAAAGAAGCCGCAACAACCCCGUGCACAGUCGACCGGGGCCGCCGACAAGUCGCGCCAUCGCGCCACCAAGGUCCCAUCCGAGGGCCCGGCCACCGGACGCACCGCGUCCGAACACGCAGACCCGAACAGCGAGGACGAGACGCAGAAGCAGAAGCGGAACCAGAGCGUUCGCGCUCAAAAGAAGACCACUUCCCGGGACAUGGCUCGACGCAAAAAGGCCACCAUCACCGCAAAAUACUCACCGGAAGUGGAGAACGCCGUCGAGAAGUUUAUGACCUACGUGCUCGAGACGACCGUCACCGGGCUCUACAAGGAAUUCGAAGACCUCAAAGACUACGCCACACCCGCCUACAACUUUGAGGCGUGCAAGCGGAACCCGACGAAGAACCGAUUUGCGGACGUGCACUGCUUGGACGCGACGCGCGUCGUCCUCCGCUCCGACUAUGGCAACUACACGGCGGCUGAUGGCGAUUACGUUAAUGCGAAUUGGGUCAAUAUCGAGCAUGCCGACCGGAAAUACAUUGCCUGCCAAGCGCCGAUGGCCAACACGAUCGAGGACUUUUGGCGCAUGGUUUUUCAGGAAAACGUCGUCACCAUCUUUGUGCUGUGCAACUUUGUCGAGAACGACAACGCGAAAUGCGCCGAGUAUUGGCCGCUGAAGUACGGCGAGUACAAGAAUUACGGGAAGAUGUUUGUCAACAACAAGAAGGUGGAACCGGAGGACAAGUACGACAUGUACACGCUGGAGGUGCUGCCCGACGGGUGCUCGAACUCGAUCGUUGUCAAGCUGAUCCACUGCUUCUCGUGGCCCGACCAGAGCGUGCCCAACUCUGGCCGUCUCGUGCUGCGCAUGCUGAAGGUGAUGAAGGAUUGUGGCCCCGGGACAGCCAUCGUGCACUGCGCUGCUGGGAUUGGUCGCACCGGCACCAUACUUGCUAUCGAUAUUGUCGCCGCUCGUCUUUUCAAGGGCAAGGAAACGAAGGUGUCCGAAAUUUUCAAGCAAUUGCGCGAUUGCCGUGCGUCGCUGAUACAACGUGAAGGCCAAUAUCUCUUUAUUUACUCGACGGUCCUCGAUUACAUCAAGGCCAAGAUGGCCGUCAAGUGGGCCCCGGACGUCGGCAAGUUUUACAAGGAGCUGGACAAGCGCGAGAAAGUCAGU
Molecule: messenger RNA, 1482 nt
Organism: Mesorhabditis spiculigera
Lineage: Eukaryota; Metazoa; Nematoda; Chromadorea; Rhabditida; Rhabditidae
Source: the annotation of a GenBank genome assembly